AUGGAAGGAAAAGGACCAGAGCAUCCCGCUUCAAAAUUGUCUCUAAACUGCUCAGACUCUUUGCUUCUAUUGCUUUAGAGCACCAAUCUCUGUAUUUCCAUAUGGGUCCUUUACCGGCCAUUGCACGAUCGCUUGGCCAUCACUGCGGCAGGAUAAGGAAACCCUACUCUCACUUCUACGAUUUGGAUGGAUUUACUACUGGGUUUAUUUCGAUUUCGGGGAAUUCCUAUCAGUGGCAGAAGCAGAGCUGCAGAAGUCUUAUCCUGCAGACUGCUUCUGAAUCUGUAAGGAUGGAAAGACUCUCUGGUUCUGACUCUGGAAUUAUUGAGGUGAACUUGGAUAGGCCUGGAGCCAAAAAUGCCAUUGGCAAGGAUAUGCUAAAAGGAUUACAGCUCAUUCUUGAAGCCAUAAAUAAAGACCCUUCUGCUAAUGUUGCAAUGAUCUGCAGUUCAGUUCCAAAAGUGUUUUGUGCAGGUGCUGACUUGAAGGAGCGCAAGACGAUGAAUCCAUCUGAGGUCCAGCUCUUUGUCAACUCUUUGCGAUCAACGUUCUCAUCCCUAGAGGCACUUCAUGUUCCUACAAUUGCUGUAAUUGAAGGAGCAGCACUGGGUGGAGGACUGGAAAUGGCACUCUCAUGUGAUCUACGAAUAUGUGGAGAAGAGGCAGUAUUUUCCAUGCCAGAGACUGGACUUGCUAUAAUUCCUGGUGCUGGUGGGACUCAACGCCUUCCUAGACUAGUUGGAAGAUCAGUUGCAAAGGAACUCAUAUUCACUGGUCGAAAAAUUAAUGGCAGAGAUGCAAUUUCAAUGGGUAUGAUUAGUGCAAUCCUGCUGGUUCCUGCUGGCGGGGCUUAUCAGAGGGCUCUUGAAAUUGCUCGAGAUAUAAAUCAGAAGGGUCCAUUGGCAAUUAGGAUGGCAAAACGUGCUAUUGAUGGGGGAAUCGACAUAGAGGUGCCUUCAGCUUUGGAAUUGGAAGAGGAGUGUUAUGAGAAGCUUUUGAACACACAAGAUCGCUUGGAAGGCUUGGCAGCAUUUGCUGAGAAGCGGAAGCCAAGAUACAAAGGUGAAUAGAAAAGGGUUCCUGCAUCCAGCUUCUUGUAUCAAUUAUGGCUCAUGAAGCUUUUUAGAGUUGGUCUACCUGCUCACUUCUUGGGGAGGGCAUUGAUAUGUUAAACUAUAUUAAGGAAAAUAAAUUAAGGAGAUGCUGUGAAACCCUUUAUCACUUGGGCGUAUGUAUGAUCUCCAAUGCUGGGUGGUGUUAUCCUGGCUGGCUACAAUGGCAUACUGCAUUUGGUUGGAUUUGAUGAUGGGGAGUGUGGGUAGCAUCUCUGUCCAUGGAUGAAUGUAGUCCAUAUAUGGGUUCUAUUUUCCCUCAUCUGCUUUAUUGUUAAUGACAGGUCCCUUUUCAU
Telopea speciosissima is the source of this 1408-nucleotide messenger RNA. RefSeq names its product probable enoyl-CoA hydratase 2, mitochondrial. Gene Ontology annotation, molecular function: enoyl-CoA hydratase activity. The record is from RefSeq and is a predicted model, not a curated record. The coding region runs from base 102 to 1070 and encodes 322 amino acids. Gene Ontology annotation, cellular component: mitochondrion. NCBI's taxonomy places the organism in Eukaryota, Viridiplantae, Streptophyta, Magnoliopsida, Proteales, Proteaceae. Gene Ontology annotation, biological process: fatty acid beta-oxidation. The transcript has 9 exons.